UGGCCUGUCCCAAGAAGCUGGCAGCGUGGAACAGAUCUCCUUGCACUGCGCUGAGGGAUCCCUGGAAUGGCUGUAUCCAGCCGGAGCUUUGCGCCUCAGCCUGUCUCCCCGCCUGCCCACGGGCCCCGCCGGCAAAGAGAAACCGCAGCACGUCACCGCUUGCAUCAAGUCCUCCAGCAGCUUCCGGGGAGCCCAGAUUUACCUGGAACGGGACGGGGUCUUGGAACUGCUCCUCUCGGAGACGGAGGCGGCCCUGCAGCCCAAGGUGCGCUGCUUCAGGUGGCUGUCCGGAGAGAAAGUGGCCCUCUUCCUCCAGUCUACUCUGCACCAAGACAUCAGCCGUCGAAUCGCAGCAUUCCGGUACGAGUUGCGGGGCGAGUGGAAUGCCCACUUUUCCUGGCCCUGGAGGAACCUCAGCGUGGAAGAUGCAGGGACUUGCCGUCCGUGUAACAACACCGAAAUCCUGAUGGCUGUUUGCACAAGUGAUUUUGUUAUCCGUGGCAACAUCAAGUCCGUCUCCAAUGACAGGGAAGCCCAAGAAUCGAUCAUCGGUGUGAGCGCCACGCGGAUCCAUCGCCAGAAAUUUGCUCUGUUUCAACCAGUCGGCAAAUCUGGAAAAUCCACUGGCAAUAUCCACACCCUCCUACGAUGUGGGGUGAAACCCGGCCCAGGAAGUUUUUUAUUCACCGGGUGGAUGCACUUUGCAGAGGCCUGGCUCACCUGCGCUCCCCGAUACAAAGACUUCAUCCGCAUCUAUGAGGAGGCGCGACAAGCUCACGAGAACCCCUGCGAAGUCUCGUUGGACUGACUUGAGACGAGACGAGCUCAGGAAGAAGGGGAGCCUCUGGGGCUGUGAUCAAGCCAGAAUCUGCCGCCCUCAUCUCGGCUGCGGGAGGAGAUCCUUGUCCUUAGAUCCAAGCAGGACAAGCUUUUUCCUUCCUCUGGGAGACUAAACGGUUCUACCAACCCAUAACUCUUGUCUCUGGUUGUCCACCAAUGAGUUGUCUUGGCAAAGUCUGAGAGGAACCUCAUGAGAUGUUCUCUGGUCAAGUUGAGGAACAUCAACGAAGCAGACAAAAGCUUUCAGAACUUUCCAAACAUGGGGAUGAGGUGCGACUUGUGGUUCUGGUCUUUGGGUUUCCCACCACUCCUGAAAGCCAAUAUAAUUAUUCCUGAGUUUGCAGCAACCACACCUCAUCCACGUCACUGCAGAUGUCUGCAGAUACAUCACCAAGCCAACACGAUGGACCAUGGUUUUCAGGUCUAGAAGGAUGAUCCAUUCAACUGUUCAGUCAAGAAAGAUGAUCCAGUUUUCUCUUUGGGGGUUGCGUGGCUGAUCAGCAUUAAGUUCUGUCAUCCAUGGGGGCCAUCCUAAACUAAAUGAAGAGCCAGAUAUUUUCAAGAGGAGGAGGAAGAAAGUUCCAACAUGCCAGAAAGAGAGACAAAAAAAAUGUGUCAGGAAAGGACACAUAUUCACUUCUAUUCAUUUUGAUUUUAUAUAUAUACCGUAUAUCCUUCUAAGUAAGGCAGGCAGGACAAAGCUUUAAACAACUCCAAACGAAAGACUCCCCCCCCCCUCAAAAUAACAUGAAUGUGAAAAUGGGUUGA
Thamnophis sirtalis is the source of this 1608-nucleotide messenger RNA. The record is from RefSeq and is a predicted model, not a curated record. NCBI's taxonomy places the organism in Eukaryota, Metazoa, Chordata, Lepidosauria, Squamata, Natricidae.